Molecule: messenger RNA, 4060 nt
Organism: Oncorhynchus kisutch (coho salmon)
Lineage: Eukaryota; Metazoa; Chordata; Actinopteri; Salmoniformes; Salmonidae
Gene: mfsd12a
Product: major facilitator superfamily domain containing 12a
Exons: 10
Coding region: 643-2157 (504 amino acids)
Biological process (GO): pigment metabolic process involved in pigmentation; regulation of melanin biosynthetic process; carbohydrate transport
Cellular component (GO): plasma membrane
Molecular function (GO): symporter activity
Source: RefSeq, a predicted model, not a curated record
CAUCACGUGUGAGGAGCGCAAACCUGCGUUCCUAUUGGUCCAGAACGGGAAAGGGGCCCCGGUCUUUCCCUUCAUUUAAUCGGAACGCUGUCGGACAUUGUUGUUGUUAUGAAACAGAAUCAUAGUGUAUGUUUUCUCCAAAGAAUAACGAGCCGGCGAAUAUCGUUGGAAUUCAAUCCGUAUUGUCUCUAAAUCGACUACCGAGAUAUGUCUGUGAAACGGGUGAUAUAUGUAAUGAAUGGGGAAGUGUCGAGGCGUUACUUUACUUUAACAAGUUAACCGUAAUCUGGUUACGGGGUUGACUGAGGUAAGGACAGUGGUUGAGGUGUUUUGUUAGGUGCCUGAAUAUAUAGAGAUUUUUUUUCUCUCUUUAUAACAGUCAGCUUGAUCGUAAGGAAACUGGCACCGUGUGAUCAGAUGGACACGGACAUGUUGGGGAAUAACGAUCUGUACUCACACAAGUAGGACCUAAUAUUUGUUUUCAAUGUGGAAUUCUAUUUUUGCUUGUUGAGUAUUCAGAUAACCUAUUUGAUCGUAUUUAGGCGAACAUAUUAGGUAAUCAAAAUAUCUUCCAACAACAAUUUGACUAUAAUUAGAAUAUAUAUAUUUUUCAGAAAAUAACCUAAUAUUCUCGAAACAAUCAUGUCAGACUAUACACAGAGGUCUCUGCCUUUUUGUCAGCGGCUGAGUUACGCUGUGGGACACUUUCUGAACGAUCUGUGUGCGUCUAUGUGGUUCACCUACCUGUUGGUGUACUACCACUCCGUGCUGGGCUUUCAGAACACCUAUGCAGGUGUGUUACUGCUGGUGGGGCAGAUAGCGGACGGGGUCUGCACACCCCUUAUCGGCUACGAGUCGGAUCGGACGCCGGGGUGUGGGACAUACGGCAAGAGGAAGACAUGGCAUUUAGUGGGUACGGUCAGUGUGCUGAUGUCCUUUGCGUUCAUCUUUAAUCAGUGUCUGGGGUGUGACCAGUACACCUCUCAGUGGGUCAGCCUGACGUACUUCAUCCCAUUCAUCAUCAUCUUCCAGUUCGGCUGGGCUGCCACGCAGAUCUCACACCUGUCACUCAUCCCUGAGUUGGUGUCCUGUGAACACGCCAAGGUGGAGCUCACUGCUUACAGGUACGCGUUUACAGUGAUGGCCAAUAUAACAGUGUACGCUGUGGCCUAUCUGCUGUUCCACUUCCAGACCGGAUCAGACGAUGACCCCUCUCUCACCGAGACCCUGGGGCCCAUAGAUAUCCCUAUAUUCAGGAACCUGAGCCUCAUCGUGCUGGGUAUCGGUGCUCUUUUCUCUGUCCUCUUUCACCUGGGCACACGGGAAGAGAAGGGGGGAGCAGGGGAAGAGAAGAGAGAAGAGGAGGAUGAUGAAGAAGAAGAGAAAGGAGAGCGCCGGCCCCUUAUCCCUCGCCCUCAGGCUGCCGCCCCUGUCCAGUCGCUGCUGAGGUGGAAAUGCUGGCUGAAACAGCCUUCCUUUUACCAGGUAGCGUUUCUCUACAUGUCCACCAGACUGAUAGUGAACGUGUCUCAGACGUACAUCUCCAUGUAUCUUACCAACACUCUCAUGUUGCCAAAGAAAUACAUUGCCACUAUUCCCCUGGUGAUGUACGUCAGUGGCUUCGCUUCCUCUUUCAUCAUGAAGCCUAUCAGCAAACUCAUCGGCAAAUGUAUGACCUACUUUGUGGGCCUGCUGCUGAUCAUGGCCUUCUCUUAUUGGGUGUUGAUAGACGACCAGAUGGGUGACCGGAUCUACGGGGCGUCCGUCCUUCUAGGGGUGGGGUCAGCUACCAUCCUGGUGAUGUCACUCUCCAUGACCGCUGACCUCAUCGGGGACCAGACGCAAAGUGGAGCGUUUGUUUACGGGGCGAUGAGCUUCACUGACAAGGUGGCCAACGGAGUAGCUGUUAUGAUGAUACAGACUCUACACCCCUGCCAUUCUCAGGUCUGCUGUCCAGCGUGUGUGUGGUACUACCACUAUGUCAUGGUCAUAGCAACAGGGGGCGUGGCCGUCAUAGCAGCUCUCAGUCUCUGUACCAUCCUUGUCUGGCCUAUCAGGAUCGUCCGCCGUCUGCCUUACAUCUCAGGUCUGAUGGGCAGCGAGGAUCAGGACAUCUCUGAGGACAACUCUUACCAGCCUAGACCAACGGUCAACUAAGGAACUACGGUGGGCAGAGGUUGACAGAGUUACCUUGGACCCUGCUCUACUGUAGUAGAGACCAGCCAGUCCCACUUAUCCCUGGGUGAAUAACCACUGCAGGACCCAGCCUGUCUCUUCAGGGAUUAUAGUUUAGCUCUGUGGCCUCUCCAGGACUCACUCAGGCAUCUUAAAACUCUCAACUGGAACAACAAACAUUUUAGACUGAAAAGUCAUCUCACCGUAGUGUUCACAAACAACCAACUGGACUAGCAGUAUUCCUCUGAAAGAAUCAAGACUUUCCUUCUGGACCUGACCAGUAGCUGUUCUGUACUGUAGGGGAGUUGGGUUGAACAGCAGCCAUCAGGACCCAUUUCUACUAUAGAUCAAUACGUUGCUUUGCUGUCGCAGAGUAUCGGUCAAUUCGGUGUACAGCAUUACUGUCAAGAUGAGGGAGGUUAUACAGUAACAGUCCAUUGUCUCUCUCUCAAUCAGCACCUUCUCACAGUCAUACUGCAGUUGAUUCAGUGGGUUGAUUCAGUUGGCUGAUUCAGUGGGUUGAUUCAGUGGGUUGAUUCAGUUGGCUGAUUCAGUUCAACAGUGCCUAUAGGAUUGAGUACAUACCUACACUGACACACACGGGUCCAGAAUACGUACAUACCCCUCUUGAGAAAAGUCCGAUAAUACACUAUUAUACCAUCUGUUGUGAAUGUCCAAAAACAAUACAUUAUGCUGAUUACAGCCCGCUGGGCACACACUGGUUGAAUCAGCGUUGUUUCCACGUCGUUUCAAUGAAAUGCCUUGGAACCAACGUGGAACAGACGUUGAAUGGCCGUCUGCCCAGUGGGAGGUGACGGGUCAUCAGAACAGCUUUUGGAUGGCCGUCUGCCCAGUGGGAGGUGACGGGUCAUCAGAACAGCUUUUGGAUGGAGGUAAGUUGUCUUUGUAAAUGUAACUAUUGUGUGUUUUAUUCCAGUGUUGGGAACAUUUCAUUCCAGUGUGGUAGUCAUUGAGUGUUGUAGUAAUAAUAUGACGUUGUGUCUUUAAACCACAUCAUGUUGUGUGUGUUUGAUUAAUGUAAGUUGCAUUGCAAGUAAAAUAAGGAUUUGUGGGGGCAUUUAUUAAAUUAAAACGAAUCAGGAUUGUGAAAAGGGACACCUUGCAAUAUGGAUAAACUGAAUGGAAUAAAUACUGAGCAACAAUAUAAACGCAACCAUUUUACUGAGUUACUGGUCAUAUGACUUCGUUAGGGCUUAAUCUAUGGAUCUCACAUGACUGCGCAGGGGCACAGCCGUGGGUGGUCCUUGGCGAAGGAGAAAUGCUCACUGACAGGGGCACAGCCGUGGGUGGUCCUUGGCGAAGGAGAAAUGCUCACUAACAGGGGCACAGCCGUGGGUGGUCCUUGGCGAAGGAGAAAUGCUCACUAACAGGGGCACAGCCGUGGGUGGUCCUUGGCGAAGGAGAAAUGCUCACUAACAGGGAUGUAAAACGCUCAAAAUUAGAUAGAAAUAAUAUUUUGUACGUAAUGGAACAUUUCUGGGAUCUUUUUUUUUUUCAGCUCAUGAAACAUGGGACCAACUCUUUACAUGUUGUGGUUAUAUUUCUGUUCAGUAUAUAUGAAUAGUAGAAUAUAAUUCCUGGGUGAUAUUCAGGUUACUGGACAGACAGAUGAUUCGUCUCGAACAAUAGAACUAGAAUCAUUUGAGUAGAAUCAUUCUAAUUCUACAGGGGAAACAUUUUGCACAGGGUAACUAGGAAACUGCCUUAUAGGAAAACAUUUUAUCUCUUGAAAAAUUGUUUUGUAUUCAUUGCUUUUUAUUUCCAAUAUAUUGUGAAGUUACUUUUUUUUCCCCCCUACUGUUCAUGUCUCUGUUUUUUGCUCAUUCUUUGGGAAGUAUAUUAAACAUAUUUCAUACUACUGUUA